AUUAAAACCAGCGGACAAGGAGUUAAAUUCACCGUACUACACGGUCUGAGCUGAUUGCGUGUUCUCUUAAAACUCCAGUUCACCGACGAACAACGAAGUAUCGUGGAAUCCAUUUCAUGGGCCGAAGAUUUCUCACUUCUCUUCAGUGAAUCUGGGAAAGUAAUCGUUUUUGGCUUAAUUCUGAUUUGGGUUCUUACUUAUAUAGUCAACAUGCUUCUGGUUUCUCCUGCUUGUAGAGGUGUUUAUCUUCAGACCAUAGAUCCAAAGCCAAUUGAUUUCUCAGCUAGAGCCUCUUAUGCACUUUGCUUUCAGAUUCCUACUUCAAUCCCUAAAAGAGAGUGUUUGAUGAGGUUAGGAACGGUCUUUUGUUUUAAUCAGAAGCAUAGAGAGCAGACAAGUUUUAAGAAACGGUAUGUAUCUACGCAGAAUGUGGAUCUUCCUCCUAUUUUACCAAAGAACAAGAAGAAACCUUAUCCUAUUCCUUUUAAGCAAAUCCAAGAAGAGGCUAGGAAAGAUAAGAAACUUGCUCAGAUGGGUAUAGAGAAACAGUUGGAUCCUCCUAAAAAUGGAUUGCUAGUUCCCAAUCUUGUUCCUGUGGCUGAUCAAGUGAUAGAUAACUGGAAGUUGUUGAUCAAGGGUUUAGCACAGCUUCUUCAUGUUGUUCCCGUCUUUGCUUGUAGUGAAUGUGGAGCGGUUCAUGUGGCUAAUGUUGGUCAUAACAUUAGGGAUUGUAAUGGUCCAACGAAUUCACAGCGACGUGGUUCUCAUUCUUGGGUUAAGGGUACCAUUAACGAUGUUCUUAUUCCUGUUGAGUCGUACCACAUGUAUGACCCUUUCGGGCGGCGGAUUAAGCAUGAAACACGGUUUGAGUAUGAAAGAAUCCCAGCACUUGUUGAGCUAUGUAUUCAAGCUGGAGUUGAGAUCCCUGAGUAUCCUUGUCGCAGAAGGACACAGCCAAUCAGAAUGAUGGGGAAGAGAGUGAUCGAUCGAGGUGGAUAUCAUAAAGAGCCUGAAAAGCCUCAGACAUCAUCAUCAUUAUCAUCUCCAUUAGCCGAGCUUGAUACUCUUGGUGUUUUUGAAAGGUAUCCACCUCCCACUCCAGAGGAUAUACCUAAGAUAGCACAGGAAACAAUGGAUGCUUAUGAGAAAGUGAGAUUGGGGGUGACGAAAUUAAUGAGGAAAUUCACAGUGAAAGCAUGCGGAUAUUGUUCUGAAGUGCAUGUAGGACCAUGGGGACAUAGUGUAAAGCUGUGCGGAGAGUUCAAGCACCAAUGGAGAGAUGGGAAGCACGGAUGGCAAGAUGCUCUUGUGGACGAAGUCUUUCCUCCAAACUAUGUAUGGCAUGUGAGAGACCUUAAGGGAAAUCCGCUUACCGGAAACCUCAGAAGGUUUUAUGGUAAAGCCCCUGCUUUGGUUGAGAUUUGUAUGCACAGUGGAGCUCGGGUUCCUCAACGCUAUAAGGCCAUGAUGAGGCUUGACAUCAUUGUUCCUGAUUCACAGGAAGCCGACAUGGUCGCAUAAGUCCUUGGAAAUGUUCAAAGUAGAACUCCUUUGUUAGGAUAAAGAAGCUGAAAAUAAAAUGAGCUGGCUAGCUAGGAUCUUUCCUCGUAGGAGACAUUAGAAAUCUUGUCAUAUAGUGUAUUUUGCAAUUUGGGUGUAAAAUAUUUUAGAAAUCUUGUCAUAUAGAAAUAUUUUAGAUAUUUGUUUGAUUCUCUAUCAUUGACAACUAACCCGGUCACUGGUAAUUAUAAUGGAGACGACUUCAGUGGUAUUUGUUUAAAUUAUUUCUUUGUCUUGAAAGAUUCUAAAGAUGUUUUGAUCCAACG
This is a messenger RNA of Arabidopsis thaliana (thale cress), 1826 nucleotides long. RefSeq names its product APO RNA-binding protein (DUF794) (gene APO1). The record is from RefSeq and is marked reviewed. NCBI's taxonomy places the organism in Eukaryota, Viridiplantae, Streptophyta, Magnoliopsida, Brassicales, Brassicaceae. Bases 211 to 1521 code for a protein of 436 amino acids. Gene Ontology annotation, cellular component: chloroplast. Gene Ontology annotation, molecular function: RNA binding. The transcript is spliced from 3 exons.